Nakaseomyces glabratus is the source of this 1716-nucleotide messenger RNA. RefSeq names its product threonine ammonia-lyase ILV1 (gene ILV1). The record is from RefSeq and is a predicted model, not a curated record. Gene Ontology annotation, biological process: L-threonine catabolic process; L-serine catabolic process. NCBI's taxonomy places the organism in Eukaryota, Fungi, Ascomycota, Saccharomycetes, Saccharomycetales, Saccharomycetaceae. Gene Ontology annotation, molecular function: pyridoxal phosphate binding; L-serine ammonia-lyase activity; threonine deaminase activity.
AUGAUACCCAAGCUGCUGUGUGGUAACACACUGUUGAGUGCAUCUGUUACAACAAGUAGGUCUGUCUAUGGCUUAUCUACCAGAUAUUUUACUCAGGAUCUCGCACCUUCAUUGGUUAAACUGCAUUCCGAGUUAAAGCCUGAUGAGCUUCUUACUGAUAACACACCAGACUAUGUGCGUUUGGUGCUAAGAUCAUCGGUCUAUGAUGUUAUAAAGGAAUCGCCAAUCUCACAUGGUGUUGGUCUAUCGUCUAGACUAAACACAAAUGUCCAACUGAAAAGAGAAGAUUUACUACCAGUGUUCUCUUUCAAGCUGCGUGGUGCAUACAACAUGAUAGCGAAGUUAGACGAUACUCAGAGAAAUCAAGGUGUCAUCGCAUGUUCCGCAGGUAAUCAUGCACAAGGUGUAGCAUAUGCCGCUAGACAUUUGGAUAUUCCAGCAACUAUUGUCAUGCCUGUGUCUACUCCAUCUAUAAAAUAUCAAAAUGUGUCGAGACUGGGUUCACAAGUUGUUCUAUAUGGUAAUGAUUUUGACGAAGCUAAAGCUGAAUGUACUAAACUGGCAGAAGAGCGUGGUUUGACUAACAUCCCUCCAUUUGAUCAUCCAUAUGUCAUUGCUGGUCAAGGAACAGUUGCGAUGGAAAUCUUGAGACAGGUCUAUAACUCAAAUAAGAUCGGUGCUGUCUUUGUUCCAGUUGGUGGUGGUGGGUUGAUUGCCGGUGUUGGUGCCUAUUUGAAGAGAGUCACUCCACACAUCAAGAUUAUAGGUGUGGAAACACAUGAUGCAGCAACUUUACACACAUCUCUUCAAAGAAAUAAAAGAACAAAUCUAGCUAGCGUUGGUACUUUUGCUGAUGGUACUUCUGUGCGUAUUAUUGGUGAAGAAACCUUUAGAGUUGCCAGAGAAGUUGUCGAUGAAAUUGUAUUGGUCAAUACUGAUGAAAUUUGUGCUGCGGUUAAGGAUGUCUUUGAGGAUACCAGAAGUAUUGUUGAACCAUCUGGUGCUCUUGCGGUUGCUGGUAUGAAGAAGUAUAUUACUCAACUUCAUCCAGAAAUAGAUCACUCUAAGCAAACAUAUGUCCCAAUUUUGUCAGGUGCUAAUAUGAACUUCGAUAGAUUAAGAUUUGUUUCUGAGCGUGCUGUAUUAGGUGAAGGUAAGGAAGUUUUUAUGCUGGUUACCAUUCCUGACGUUCCAGGCUCUUUCAAAAAAAUGCAGAAGGUUAUUCAUCCAAGAGCUGUUACUGAGUUCUGUUACCGUUAUAAUGAACAUCGUCAUGAAUCUUCUAGUGAGGUUCCAAAGGCCUAUAUCUAUACAUCUUUCAGUGUGGUAGACCGCGAAAAGGAGAUUAAACAAGUAAUGCAGCAACUGAACACCCUCGGUUUUGAAGCCGUCGAUAUUUCUGACAAUGAAUUAGCAAAAUCACAUGGUAGAUAUUUAGUUGGUGGUGCGUCAAAGGUCCCAAAUGAAAGAAUUAUUUCGUUCGAAUUCCCAGAAAGACCUGGGGCCUUAACCAGAUUCUUGGCAGGUUUAAGCGAGUCUUGGAAUUUGACAUUGUUCCAUUACAGAAACCAUGGUGCUGAUAUUGGUAAAGUAUUGGCUGGUAUUUCUGUGCCACCUAGAGAAAAUUUAACUUUCCAAAAAUUCUUGGAAGAUUUAGGCUAUAAGUACCAAGAUGAAACAGAAAAUAUGGUAUAUCAAAGACUACUGAAAUAUUAA